Brassica napus (rape) is the source of this 4891-nucleotide messenger RNA. RefSeq lists its product as uncharacterized. The transcript has 2 exons. The record is from RefSeq and is a predicted model, not a curated record. Bases 2841 to 4664 code for a protein of 607 amino acids. Lineage: Eukaryota; Viridiplantae; Streptophyta; Magnoliopsida; Brassicales; Brassicaceae.
AGAAUUAUUUCAAUAAAAUAGUGAAUGUGUUUAUGUUGUACUAUGAAAAACUCUACAAUAGUUUGUAUUAUAGAUUGUUUCCUUGAUUUCAAUUUUUCAGACAAUAAAUUUCAUUUUCAAAAUUUAUAGACCAUGCGCGGACAAGAACCUAGUUCGAAAUAAAAGCAUUCGGAUAAUUUCUUAUGGAAAUUGCUCUAACUCACCGGAUCUGAUUAAUCCACCUAUGACCGCAAUUUCUUUGAAAUAUAAAUUAAAAAUUAAAAAAAAACAUCUUAAAAAGAAGCCCAGCCAAGGCCCAAAACCUCGAGAAAUAAGAGUUUACAAUCGAACUCGGAUCCUUUCCCGUAUCCGUUUCAAUCAGUUGCACACAGCGUAACACCCGCCUUCCUUACUAGUUACCUAAACUCUCUCAUCAUUUAUAAAUUUGGAAACUCUCAAAAUGUCAAAAACCCUAAUUCCCCACGGCAGAUUCCUCCUCCGUCGUCUCAACUUCCGCCGUGCCUAUUCGUCAAAACCGCACCACGCCGAAACCGACCUCGAUUCGCCGUCCUCAUCAGCGACCUCUAAAGCCGAAGCCGAGCGGAAGAGCCUGAACGAGUAUUUUCAGAAGAUCGCCGUUAAGAACUCGACUCCUGAUUGGCUCCCUUUCGCCCCCGGGGGCUCUUUCUGGGUCCCGCCGCCGCAUCAGAAGACGGACGGGAAGGUCGCUUAUAUGAUGAACAUGGUGACGAAUCCGUUGAAGAAGGAGGAAGCUUUCUCUCUGUCGUCUUCUUCUGGCUGGCCUUGUUCCUCUUUCUUCAUUCCUCCAAAUGAUGAGAAGGUAGAAAGUAGAAUGGAGCUGAACAUUCCGGGGGAGCUAGGGCAUUUCCUAAAUCCAGUUUAUUCAUUUGAACAUGUCGACGAUGAAGACUGAUUUUACAAGUUCUAGCUCGGUGAUGAAGUCCAUUUCCUGUUGCUUGGAAAGACAGAUGAUUCCCGAGACUGAUGAGGUUAAGUAUUUGUAUAUACAGCUGCAAACCAUGGAGUUCUAUGGUGUUUGGCCUGUCUUUAACGCCUUUGUGAACUUUAUUUAUAAAGCAAUCAUCAAUCAUAAUUAACGGCUGACUAAAGCUGGUCGGAUUGGUACUUACCUGCACUACAUGGUUUCAUCGUGAAUGAUAAUUUAGAUCAACCUUAGAUGAGUUUGCAUAUGUUACAAGAUUGAUUCUUAAGAAUCUGUCACUACACUAAAGAGUACCAAACACUACAAUGCAUGCGUUUCAUCUUAACCUUUGUUGACGACCCCUGUUUGACUGUUUCUGUACUUUCUUGUGGUCUUUACUUGUCUGGUGUGAUAAUGCACUUAUGAUUGUCUUCUAGUAUUCUUUUCUAAAUGAAAGAUAUCACCAAUCUUUUUCUCAGCCGCUUUAUUCUUCACUUACGCAUGCUGUCUUUACAGUUCACACUGAUUUUGCGUUUCAACUCGGUCCUCAUUUCUUUAUAACGAAGUGGAGGAACAAAAAGAUGUUUUCAGAAGAACAUUGAAGAGGAAGAGAAUGAAAGCUGCAAGUUAAAAGAAAUGAGGGCUGAGUUGGAACGCAAAAUCUUUGAACUAAGAGACAAGAUGCGAUUGCGAAAGAAAAGAAGAAGAAAAAGAUUGUUGAGAUGAAGUCACAUGGGGCAAUGUUUUGUCUAUGCUAUUGCUCUCUGUCUCGUUUUCUAAAGAUAUGUGUGUGUUAUGUCUGUUUAAUGAUAGCUGUGAUGAUAUUGCUAUUGAAAUGAUUGUUCCUCUACACAAAAGGUAGAAGGUAACAUUCCAGGGAAUUAGAAUUGGGUUCAGGGUGAAUGAUAAUUUAGAUCAUCCUCAGAUGAGUUUGCAUGUUACCAGAUCGAUUCACAAGAAUUUGUCACUACAGUAGACAGUACUAAACAUUACAUUACAUGUGUUCUUCUUUGAUUUAGCGACUACUCAACGUUUCACGAAUAUGAUCUUAACCUCUGUUUAUGUCUCUACUCUCUUAAUCUCUAUUUCUGUACUUUCUUUUGUUUAGUUCUGAUCUAGUAAAGAGUAGUUUAGUUUUUAAACUCAGACAAACCAUAGUGCACCACCAUGGAAAUAACUGGAGAUAGUUUAUCAAAGUGAAAAAACGUUGAAAUGGUCAAGCCUCAUUCCAACAACUUGUAUGUCGACAAAACAAAACAUUUGAAUUGUGGUAUUGAAUGUUGGUUAAAUAUAAAAAACGAUAUUUGAGCACACAGUUGAGUCGCGGUUGCCGCGAAACAGUUUCUCUCUCAUGCGAUUUUGCUCCCAGACCCGACUCCCAAGAUAGUUUCUAAGAGUGGUUUGACUUACCCACCGAUUUCAGCUACCUGGUUUAUUUCCCUCUUCGGUUACUAAAGUGGUCCCACUUUGUUUGACCUUUCUCAACCACCCUGUUUUCCCUCCUCUUUUGGUAACUUUUCAAAUCUGAAACCACCUUCUACUUCUCUGGUGGUCUUUCGCCGGGUUCAGUCCCCGACAACAUCGGAGGGUCCGCCGCCUUACCUUCCCGGAACUGUGGUCACCACCCUUUCUCCUGCCGACUGAUACAAUAUGGCUCUUGGGGGAGAAAGUGAUUGGAUUUCUCCGGUGUAAGUGACUAGGACGCUCUACAGUUAGGAAGUGGCUUUUCUCCUAGCUAUUUUACCUCCAUUUGAGGUCUCUCUGGAUUCCAUAUUAUACGUAUUACCUCUCUCAACGCAAACACCAAAACUUCUGUGGUUUCAACCUAGCUUCCGUGUGAGCCAAGACUUCCCUCCGUGUGAGGUUACUUGUUGAGUUCGUCUUGGACCUUCUCAGUCAGUCAUCUUCUACUGCAAGUAUGUCUCAGAGAUACUCGCGAGCUGCUAAGGAAAAGUGGGCUGCAAACCCUCACAAGCCCCCUCGAAGACCCCCGGUGGUCAUUCCGAACUCAGACAAUGCUAAACUCAUUGAGGAGAACAAACUCACGCUCAUUGGAAGAGUUACAAAUCCUACGGUCCAGAAGACACGAGCUCUUGUUGACUUCUUCACCCAACACUGGUCCACAGUAGGUGCGUUAACAGGGCGAGAUCUGGGCCCCCAUCUCUUCCAGUUUCGUUUUGAAACAGAGCAGGAUCUACAGUCGAUCCUAUGCAAAGCUCCCUAUCACUUCAAAAAGUGGAUGAUUAUUCUCCAAAGAUGGGAGCCUAUAGUCUCAGAUGACUUCCCGGCAAAAAUCCCUUUCUGGAUCAGAGUCCACGACCUCCCACUCCACUUCUGGAACGAACCUACUCUCAAUACAAUUGGAGAAGAGCUUGGAGUAGUGGAGACGCGUGAUGCUGACCAUGGAAGGGUAAGAGUGCUAUUAAAUGGUUUGAAACCUCUUGAGAUGCACCUUGAUAUCAGCCUGCCCUCGGGGGAUAUAAAGAAAGUGGAACUUGAGUAUGAGAAGUUGGAGAAGCACUGCUUCAACUGCCACCUUUUGUCCCAUGAAAACAGCGAUUGUCCUAACCGCGCCCCCACUCGGGACCGCCGUGCUGAUCAAGGUACAAUCAGUCAGGCGAGAACCCUUGAUCGCCUUGAAGAGGCAAGAAGGAGACGAGAUGAUCGCAGGGACGUAAGAGAUGGAAGAGACUACUGGAACCGACAUGAUGCACACAUUCAAAGGGACAUUUCGACUAAAGGGCCCUAUGGAGAACCAUCUCACGCUGUCUCUGCCCGCUCUCCAAGAACCCCUCCCCCUCGCACUUUCAGGAACACGCAAGGACCACUCAGUGUAGUACCAGAUCCUCGUGAUCGUGAGAGGAGACCUCUGGCUAGUAGGCUGUCGGAUUCUCGACGUGAGGACUCCCACCUGUCUAGGGAGCAUAACUCUUACCAUACUAAUCGAGACAGAAGCCUAGAUUCAUCUUCGAGAGGACAAGGUACUUGGAUCCGUAAGACAACCCAAUCUCUAGAAAAUAGGCUUCUGCAGUCCCAAAUCUCUAAUACUCCUUCGCCAAGACCUGAACGAGAAACUAUGUCAGAGCUACCGACAGUGCAGAACCCCACGGGAUCAUCAUCCCGUGAUCGGGGAUCAGCGCUUGGACGACUCUCCAUUCCUAUUGACAAGGAACAAUUACUCCAGCGUGGAGCCUCAAUAAAAGACUCCGGGAGACUACAGAAUGUGGAGAUCCACUAUCUAGAAGAAUCAUUUCCUAAUGGUCCUGCUGAAGGAAACUCAAUUCCCUCUAGCUCCAGAGCCCCGAUCCAAGCUCGACUAUCCCUCCCCCAGGUCUCACCCAUACGAUCCCUCAGCGAGGAUCGCAGACAUGUAUUUGAAAGGUUGGGGAACCCUGCUGAACCAGACCUGGUAGAACUAGCUUCCUCUGAAGUACAAGAACAAGACUCCCUCACAUUAGCAGAUAUCAGAGAUGCUAGUAGAGCUGCUGAAAAACGCAAGGUAGGAGAAAGACCUGCUGCCUGGAAGCGGGGGCCACGCAGCCCUCUUGUUGGAGUCACUAUGAAGAAACGCAGAGUCACCAAGGUGCAGAACUCUCCAAAGCGCAGGAGCUCUUCCUCUCAACAAGCGGCGCCUACUGGACAAAAUGGUGGAAGAAGCAGAGCCCCACCGACCACGGCAAUCAUUCCAGCGAUCACUAAAGCUAAGGCGGGUUUUCGGACCGCCAAAAGCUUUGUUCCUUAGCCGCUGUGUGCUGGAACUGUCAGGGCACCGGAAGCAGCCCUACAGUUCGUCGUCUGCGGGAAAUUCGUCGCAAGUUCUCCCCAGAUAUAAUGUUUCUAAUGGAAACCAAAAACCAAGAUGAAGCUGUGCUAAAGUUGUUUGCUAAAUCAAAUCUUACAAAUCAUUUUACUGUACCCCCUGUGGGAUUGAGUGGUGGACUGUGUCUUUCAUGGAAUGAUAAUGUAACA